Messenger RNA from Bursaphelenchus xylophilus (pine wood nematode), 2456 nucleotides. The record is from the annotation of a GenBank genome assembly. Lineage: Eukaryota; Metazoa; Nematoda; Chromadorea; Rhabditida; Aphelenchoididae.
AUGGAUGGGGCUGUUUUCACAUCCGAUGAACUUAAUUACCUGAUUUAUCGAUAUAUGAUGGAAAAUGGUACGUUAUUAUUGCUAUUGCCAUGUUUCAUUGAUUUUAGGUUAUCAACAUAGUGCAUUUACUUUCGCUAGUGAAUCGAAUCUCUCCAACUCAAAUGUUGAUGGGGCCAUUGUACCCCGAGGAGCGCUGAUCUCAAUUGUCCAGAAAGGCCUCCACUUUACUGAAGCCGAAUUUUUUUCUACAUUGGCUUCUAGUUCUAAUGAGAAAUACGAAGCGUGGAGAUACGAAAGGGCUCUGGGAUCGAUUUGUUUGUUUGAGGCCGGUAAGUUAUUAUUCGUUUUAUCUGAUUUAUUAGUAUUACCGGACGCGGAAAGACUAAAGAGAUUGGAGGAAAAAAUUAUUGAAGAAGUUGGUGAAGAGGCUGUAGUGAAACCAUUAAAUAUUCGGAUAACUGAACCGGAACGGCCGCAUUCCACCAAUUCUGCUCCAAGCAGUCGGGCAUCUUCGGAAGGGGAUCAUCAUGUUUUAGAGGAUGAUUUGGAAAGAAGAGAUCACACAGAAGAACAACUUCAACCUUCCAAUGAAGUAAGUUUUUAAACGAACACGCGAAAUUAUAUUGGUCUUUCAGAGUCAGGGUUUGAAUCCAAAUUUUCAACAUCCUGGACCGGCUUAUUCUCCAAACCGACUUCAGAAUGGAAACUUUAGUGUUGCCGGACAUAGUGGAAAGAAAGCUGCUGCAGCCGCUGCUCACAAUUCCCGGCCAAGGUUGGUUUUUUCUUAUGGUGAUACGUAAAAUAACGUAUGCUUUACAUUUUAUGUUCGAGCGGAUUACAGUCAAGAAAACGUUAUAAAGCAAAAAAUUGCACAGGGAAAGGUAAAAUUUUGUUAUCUCAGAGUGCAUUUCGCCGAUUUCACUCCAUCGACUCUUUUCCUUGAACAAUACAUUUCUUAUAAUCAUAAAACUAUUAUCAAUUUAUUUUUUGCUCCAUAACAUGAUUUGCUUACAGCGCUACUGGGGUUAAUAACAGUAACAUCGUCCAAUACGCGAAUGGAAAGAUGCUUCCCAACAGUGACCAGGUGAAUAUUGAUCCGGAUCUCGAAUUAGAUAGGAACAAAAUGCAAGCCCUUACUGGACACAAUGCAGACGUUUUCAUUUGCUCUUGGAAUCCAAAACAUGAGUGUUUUGCCUCCGGGUAUGUUUUUAAAAAAACUUAUGAAAGCCCUCAGAUCUGGCGAUAGCACUGCCCGUCUUUGGUUCCCCGGCCAAGACAUUCAGAACUCUGUGCAAUCGAUUGUUUUGAUGCAUGAAAUGCAACGGGAGCAGGGGAAUAAGAACAAGGAUGUCACUUCUCUUAAUUGGAGUGUAAGUCCUCGUGUAAUUUAUUAUUUAUUUGUUUAGUCUAAUGGAGAAUAUCUGGCCACAGGAUGUUAUGAUGGAGUUGCGAGAAUCUGGAAUCGUAAGGGAGAACUGGUAAUGAGUACCAAUGCUCAUGCUGGGCCCAUAUUUGCUCUUAAAUGGAACUACGGUGGAACCAAAGUUCUGAGUGCUGGAGUUGAUAACGUAAUAUCUCUCUUGUAUAUUGAAUAUUGAUUUUUAGUGUACCGUUGUAUGGGAUCCACAGAAAAAUGUGGCCCGCCCCUUCAAAUUCCACACUCAGUCUGCUUUGGAUGUGGAUUGGAUAAAUGACGAGACCUUCGCUUCUUGCUCCGUUGAUUCUUUGAUUCACAUUUGUCAUUGUCAGAGCGAUAUUCCAUUAAAAACGUUCAAGGUAUGUUUUUCUUUCUAAAUAAGGUCUACUUUUAGGGUCAUGGUAAUGAAGUAAACGCAGUCAAAUACGACCGUAUCUCUAGAUUACUGGCCUCUUGUUCCGACGAUAGAACUUUGAAGGUAACCAACUUGAAGAAGACUAAUAUUUAUAUUCAGAUAUGGAAUAUGGAUGAGGAUAGUCCAAUAUUUGAUGUGACUGCUCACGACAAAGAAAUCUAUACUAUCAGAUGGUCCCCUAUUGGAAAUAUUCUGGCUUCGGCCUCAUUCGAUUGUUCUGUCAAGAUCUGGGACUUGCAGAAUAAAGUGUGUGCACGGCAGUUACAAAAGCAUACGGAGAGUGUGUACACUGUCGCCUUUCACCCUGAGGGCCGAUUGUUGGCUUCUGGAUCCUUUGACAGGACGAUUAAUAUUUGGGAUCUCUCGGUAGGAGAAGUAUCGGUACACGUAACACUAAUGUUUAGACUGGGCGGGUUGUUAUGACUUAUACUGGAUGCGAGAUGAGUGGAGGUUUCUUUGAGGUCGAUUGGAAUCGCACCGGCGAAAAGUUGGCAGCGUCAGCGGCCUCCGGUACUGUAAGUCUUAAUUUUUAUUUGAUGCCACAUUCGAACAAAUGACUUAUUCAUUUAUUUCCAGAUGCUGCUGUUCGAUCUCCGUUUUCUUCGAAGCGUCGUGCGGACUUAA